UCACACUAGCUCUCACCACGAAAACCUCCAUCUCCAGGGCCGAAGAACACCGUGUGAGAUCACCAUCUCGAGAACGCUCCGAAGACACCACGAGCACGAGGACAAUGAAGGACGGCCCUCCGCACGUGGCAAUGCUGGCGACGCCGGGGAUGGGCCACCUGAUCCCGCUGGCGGAGCUGGCCAAGCGCCUCGCCGCGCGGCACGGCGCCACAGCCACGCUCCUCACCUUCGCGUCCACGGCGUCCGCCACGCAGCGCGCCUUCCUCGCCUCCCUCCCGCCCUGCGUGUCCAACGAGACGCUCCCGCCCGUCGACCUCUCCGACCUGCCCCACGACGCCCUCAUCGAGACGCUCAUGUCCGAGGAAUGCGCGCGCUCCCUCCCGGCCCUUUCCAACAUCCUCGCGGAGAUGAGGCGGACCACGCGGCUGAUGGCGUUCGUCACCGACCCCUUCGGCAUCGACACCUUCGACAUCGCGCGCGACGCCGGGAUGGUGGGGAGGAGGUGCCUCUUCUUCCCCGGCAGCCUCCACGCCCUCACUCUCAUGCUCCACCUCCCCGAGCUCGUCGUCUCCGUCCCCGGCGAGUUCCGGGACCUGGCCGAGCCGGUGCGGCUGCCGGGGUGCGUGCCGAUCCCGGGGCCAGACGUCAUCUCGCCGCUCCAGGACAGGUCGAGCCCGGCUUACAGUCUGAUGGUCCACCUCGCCGAGCGCUUCCUCGAAGCCGAUGCCAUCCUAGUGAACUCCUUCGACGCCGCCGAGCCGGAGGUCGCCGCGGUGCUUCGCCAGCCGAAGCCUGGCCGGCCGCCGGUGUAUCAUAUAGGUCCGCUAAUCCUGACAUCAUCAGAUAAUAUCACCAGUCAUGCCAGCGACACGGCGCCUCAACCACCUCGCGCGGCGUGCCUAGAGUGGCUCGACCGGCAGCCGGCCAGGUCAGUCAUCUUCGUCUCGUUCGGCUCCGGCGGCACUCUGCCGGCGGAGCAGAUGCGGGAGCUCGCGCUCGGUCUGGAGCUCAGUGGACAACACUUCCUGUGGGUGGUGCGGAGCCCGAGCGACGAUGGUUCGUUGAGCGGAAACUACUACGACUCCGAGAGCAAGAAGGAUCCCUUCGCGUACCUCCCCGAAGGGUUCGUCGAGAGGACGAAGGACGUGGGGCUCUUGCUACCCUCAUGGGCUCCGCAGAUAGAGGUGCUGGUCCACGAGGCCACGGGAGGGUUCUUGACGCACUGUGGCUGGAACUCCACGUUGGAGAGCCUUGUUCAUGGCGUGCCGAUGGUGGCGUGGCCGCUGUACGCCGAGCAGCGGCUGAACGCGGUGAUGCUGUCGGAGGGGGUUGGGGCGGCGAUACGGUUGCCUGAGAUGAAGGAGAAGGAGACGAUCGCAGUGGCGGUGAGGGAGCUGAUGGCUGGGGAAGGGAAGGGUGCUGCGGUUAGGGCGAAGGUGGCAGAGCUGAAGAAGGCUGCUGCGGAGGGCCUUCGUGAGGGUGGUGCUGCCACAACUGCACUAGACGAGGUGGUGAAGAAUUGGGUAGGAGAGAAUUAGUAAGUGCUCGAUCAAGUACGCGUUUCAAUCCUCUGCCAGUGUUUCUCCUCAUGUUUCUGUUUUAGUGUGCCACCGGUAAUGAAUAAUAAGAAGCAUAUAUAUGAAA
Molecule: messenger RNA, 1644 nt
Organism: Setaria italica (foxtail millet)
Lineage: Eukaryota; Viridiplantae; Streptophyta; Magnoliopsida; Poales; Poaceae
Product: UDP-glycosyltransferase 72B3
Exons: 1
Coding region: 105-1538 (477 amino acids)
Molecular function (GO): UDP-glycosyltransferase activity
Source: RefSeq, a predicted model, not a curated record